Molecule: messenger RNA, 1088 nt
Organism: Colius striatus (speckled mousebird)
Lineage: Eukaryota; Metazoa; Chordata; Aves; Coliiformes; Coliidae
Gene: MTCH2
Product: mitochondrial carrier 2
Biological process (GO): positive regulation of apoptotic process
Cellular component (GO): membrane; mitochondrion
Source: RefSeq, a predicted model, not a curated record
AGUACCGGGAGGGCGGAAGCGGAAGCGGCGGCGGCCGUGUCCUUCUGCGCCGUGAGGCCGGGGCGGCGCCAUGGCGGACGCGGCCUCGCAGGUGCUGCUGGGCUCGGGGCUCACGGUGCUGUCGCAGCCGCUCAUGUACGUGAAGGUGCUGGUGCAGGUCGGGUACGAGCCGCUGCCGCCCACCCUGGGCAGGAACAUCUUCGGGCGCCAGGUUUACCAGCUGCCCGGCCUCUUCGCUUACGCCAAACACAUCGUGAAGGUCGAUGGGCGAGCGGGACUGUUCAAGGGGCUGGCGCCGCGCCUCUGCUCCAGCGCCAUCGGCACCGUGGUGCACGGCAAAGUGCUGCAGCACUACCAGGAGGCUGAGCCCGUGGAGCCAGGAGCCAGCAAGAAGGAGCCCGUGUCCUCUCUGGAGCAGGUCCUGAAGGAGACCUCCCGGGAGAUGGUGGCUCGCUCUGCUGCCACGCUCAUCACACACCCCUUCCACGUGAUCACCCUGCGCUGCAUGGUGCAGUUCAUCGGCCGCGAGACCAAGUACAGCGGGACACUAAGCGCCUUCGCCACCAUUUACCGAGAAGAGGGGCUGCUGGGCUUCUUCGCCGGCCUCAUCCCCCGGCUGCUCGGGGACAUCCUUUCCCUCUGGCUCUGCAACAUGCUGGCCUACCUCAUCAACACCUACGCGCUGGAGAACGGGGUCUCAACCAUGGCUGAGAUGAAGAGCUACUCGCAGGCAGUCACUGGGUUCUUUGCCAGCAUGCUGACGUACCCCUUCGUGCUGGUCUCCAACCUGAUGGCUGUCAAUAACUGCGGGCUGGCUGGGGGCUCCCUCCCCUACGCUCCCACCUACAGCUCCUGGCUGGACUGCUGGAGCCAGCUGCACAGGGAGGGCAACAUGAGCCGAGGGAACAGCCUGUUUUUCCGCAAGGUGCCGCCAGGGAAGCGCUACGUGUGGGAGGAGAGGAGGUUUCGCUGAGGCCGGGGCUCGGGGGCACCGCUGGAGCUGGGGCUGGGGCUCCACGGCAGAAUGAUCAUGAGAGUGCUGAUUUCUAUACCUUUUUUUUUUUUUUUAAAAUCAUUUAAUGCUGAGA